This is a messenger RNA of Brassicogethes aeneus, 2833 nucleotides long. Lineage: Eukaryota; Metazoa; Arthropoda; Insecta; Coleoptera; Nitidulidae. The record is from the annotation of a GenBank genome assembly.
GCAACCAAAAAUAACAGUGGUAUUUGUUUUUUUUCUAUUUUUUUAUGAAUUUAAAAUUUUUUUUUAUCAAGUUUCAAGGAAGGAAUUUUUUCACAAAUAAAAGUAUGGUUACCAAUUUAGACUAUUCAGAAGAUUUAAGUGAGCAUGAGAAUUUAAGUAAACAAGAUGAAGAUACAUGUAUUAAUAAAAAAUUAAAUAGGACAAAUGAAAACGCAAUGGAGAUAAAGGAGGAACUCAAAUGUUAUGUACAGGAAGAUUAUGAUUUUAAUUCUUAUGCAACAAGCAAAGAUUCUUCUGGUAGUGACAUUAUAAUUCAACCAAAAAUAUUAGGGAAGUUUAAAGGUAGACAAUUUAAAAGAAUACUUACCAAUUUUAUAGACGAUACAGACGAUUUAAGCGAGCAUAAGGAUUUAAGUCAAAAAGAUGAAGAUACAUGUAUUAAUACAAAAUUAAAUAUCAAAGUAGACAACCCAGAAAUAAUAAAUACAACAAAUGAAAACGCAGUGGAAAUUCGGAAAAAGGAGGAACUCAAAUGUUACAUAACGAAUCACCAACAUAAAAUAGAAAUAAGUCGCCGAAACAGGAGAAUAUGGGACAAAAAAGAUCGAUGCAUUUACUGCAAUGUUGACGUAACUAAUUUUUCAAGACAUCUCUUUAGAAAGCAUAAGGAUAAAGAUGAUAUUAAAGCAAUAUUAAAAAUUCCAAAAGGUGGUUUGGAAAGAAAACAACGACUAAACUUGCUAAGGAAUCAAGGAAACUUGCUAGUCUACUCAGAAAAUGUUAUAAGACCAGUCCAGAGACCAACUCUUGGUGCAGCAGAUAAUAUUACAUUUAUACCAUGCAAGUAUUGCAAAGGCUUAUAUAAAAAACAGGCUCUUAACAGGCAUGCCAAAAAGUGUGUUUAUAAUACUGAAAAAAAUAAAUCCGGUGCAUAUAAAAGUGAAGGUCAAACCUUGUUGGCUUUUUCCGAAUCUAGAAAGCCAUUUUUAAAUAGACUUCGGCUGAAAACUGAAGUAUUUAGUAAAAUGCGCGCAGACAGAAUUUCUCUAAUGGGCAAAAGUGAUCCGAUUGUAUGUCAGUACGCGGAGGAUUAUCUAAAAAAACAUAAAAGGCCUCAUAUAGCAAACUUAGUAAGCAAUAAAAUUCGAGAACUGGGAAGACUUUUAUUACAGUUGCAGGAUCAUUAUAAUAUUCAUUCCAUCAUACAGGCACUAAGACCUGAACACUUUGACAAAGUUGUCUCAUGUGCUAGAAUACUAUCAGGAUAUAAUGAAAGUACAAAAACUUUUGAAGCUCCUUCGUUAGCUCUACAUUUUAGAACAAUACUAUUAGCUGUUUGUGACACAGCUUCAACCUUACUUUUAAAAAAAGAUGCAAUUUUGCCUGUAAGCAAUUAUGAUGAAUCAUUAAAAGAUUUAAAAAAAUUUCGUAGUUUAGUUCAAAACAAUUGGAAAUUCGAAAUGGGGAGUUUAGCUCUGAAAGAUCUCACAGAGAAGAAAUCACUAAAUCCACAAACAUUACCAGUCACAAAUGAUAUUAUAAUUUUUAAUCGUUAUUGUUAUGAAACAGCCAAAAAGGCAGCAAAUGACCUUACAAAUGAUAAUUUAAAUAUUAAAGCUUUUAAAAAGUUAACAGAAACUGUUUUAUCAUUGACUAUAUCAUUAAAUAGAAAAAGAAUUGGGGACGUUCAAUAUACUAAAAUCAAAUCGUACACUGACAUUCCGACUGAAAGACAAGACUUUGAUUCAUUAACAGAAACUGAAAAACAAAUAUCAAAGAAUUUUAAAAGAAUUGUUUCUAUUGGAAAAGGCAGUAAACCAGUUCCUAUUCUAUUUCCCCAGAAAAUUCAGGAGUUUAUUGAUUUACUGCUACUAGUUAGAAAAAAAACUAAUAAUGUUCCAAAGGAAAACCCUUAUCUAUUUGCACUAGUCGGAAGUUCUUCAAGAUGGAUUGAUGGUUAUAGUACUUUGCAAAGAUAUGCCCAUUUAUGUGGUGCGGAACAUCCAGAAACAAUAACUUCUUCCCGUUUAAGGAAACAAGUAGCGACUGUUCUGCAAAUUUUAAGUCUAAAUGAUGUAGAAAUGGAACAAGUAGCUACCUUUAUGGGACAUACUAAAAAGACUCAUGAAGAAUUUUAUAGAUUGCCUCAAGAAGUUUUUCAAACGUCAAAAAUAACAAAACUGCUUUCAACGCUUAUGAAAAAAGGAAUUGAUAAACAUGAUCAAGGAAAAACGAUAGGGGAAAUAGAUACGGAAUUAAAUAUCUGGGAAAAAAAUGAAAAUAAAAAAACUUCUAAUAAUAAUGAUCCAAGUACCUCUGCAAAUAAAAGUGACAUUAUUUCCGAAAAUUCUAGUUCUGAUAACGAUGAAAAAUUUGGAAAAAAACGUAAGGUUUCAAAAAAUAAUUUAGAAAGAAUGGAUAUAAAUAAAAAAACCCGAAAGGAAAGUGACAAUAUUAUCGAAAAUUCUGAUUCAUAUGACUCAUCACAUGAAAAAAUUGGAAAAAAACAUCAGGUUACAAAAAAGAUUUCUGGAAAAGAGGAAAAAAACACACGAGGAUCUUGGAAUAGACAACAAAAAUUAAUUAUGAGUAACUAUUUUAAAAAACACCUAAAAGAAAAAAAACCUCCAAAGAAGCAUGAAUGCCUUAGUUUAAAGGAGAAAUACUCCGACAUUUUUGAAAUGAAAAGUUGGGUGCAAAUUAAAGUUUUCAUUUAUAAUACCUUUAGAAAGUGAAUAAAUUUGUUAUUUUGUUCUCUAUGGCACGCCGUUUCACUUUUUAAUCGGAUAAGAAAUAUUAAGUUAAAUAUUAAUACUUUAAAAAUAAAUUGCAC